AUGGCCUUGAAAUUGCGUGGUGUUUUGAUCCUCAGCGUUCAAAUGCGUUCAAAAAGAAGUUCGAAUGCUGGUAAUGAGAAAAAGGAACCUAAGAAGCCUCGUGUGAAGGACUCAUGUCCUGAAGAUAACAAUUUAUCUGGGGAUAAAAGUUCAAAUUGGUGCAUAAGAUAUCCUGGUUCUUCUCCAGAGUUGGCUAGUCCUUUGUCAGAAAAGUGGAAUCUAAAGAUCGCUUCGUGGAACGUAAACGGGAUACGGGCUGUCAUCAAAAAUGGUGGUAUGGAGUACAUAAAGAAGGAGGGUGCCGAUAUUUACUGCAUACAGGAGACCAAAUGUCCUUUACAUAAAAUUCCAUCUGAAGCUAAAGUUCCUCACUAUGAGUCAUUUUGGUCAUCUGCGGAAAAAGCUGGUUAUGCAGGAACAGCCUUGUUUUCAAAGAUCCCACCAUUAAAAGUGACUUACGGUAUAGGAAAGAAGAUUCACGAUGAAGAAGGGCGUGUAAUCACUGCGGAGUAUGAAAAGUUCUAUCUGGUCACUGCCUACGUACCGAAUUCAGGACAAGGUUUGGUUCGUUUGCCGUAUCGUGAGAAGGAAUGGGAUCCAGACUUCCUCGAUUACUUACGUAAUCUGGAUGGCAAGAAACCGGUUAUUGUGUGUGGUGACCUCAACGUAGCUCAUGAGGAAAUAGAUUUAGCUCGUCCAGAAUCCAACCACAAAACUGCAGGAUUCACUGAUCAAGAACGACUAGGCUUUACAAAAUUAUUAUCAUCUGCUAAUUUGAUUGAUACCUACCGCCAUUUCUAUCCAGACCGCCAACAAGCUUAUUCUUUUUGGAGCUAUCGAGCUGGCGCACGUCCGGUCAAUAAUGGAUGGCGUCUGGACUACUUUUUGGUAUCUCAGCGAAUCUUGACUAAUGUCAGUGAUCAGGAAAUACGUUGUGCAAUCACUGGUAGCGAUCAUUGUCCUGUCGUGUUAUAUCUUCAGAUUUAAAACCUCAAAAUUGAAUAAAUGCAUUUAAGUCGAACACUUUUAAGAGUAUUUUUAUUACGUAAUUUAUUCAUGACAAUAUAAUUUAUAAAUAGUCAAAUUAAAAUUACAG
Molecule: messenger RNA, 1096 nt
Organism: Heterobilharzia americana
Lineage: Eukaryota; Metazoa; Platyhelminthes; Trematoda; Strigeidida; Schistosomatidae
Source: the annotation of a GenBank genome assembly